UCCCGCAGCCCCAGCCCACACUUUGGAAGCAUGUCAGUACAAGAGAACGAGAACACGGGACCCCGGCAGUUUUGGUCAUGUAUCUCUAAGUCCCAAAGGGACUUCGCCAAGUCCAUCCUGAUUGGGGCUCCAGGAGGGCCAGCAGGGUACCUACGGCGGGCCAGUGUGGCCCAGCUGACCCAGGAGCUGGGCACCGCCUUCUUCCAGAGGCAGCAGCUGUCCGCUGCGAUGGCAGACACCUUCCUGGAACACCUCUGCCUGCUGGACAUCGACUCGGAGCCCGUGGCUGCUCGCAGUACCAGCAUCAUUGCCACCAUUGGGCCGGCAUCGCGCUCCGUAGAGCGCCUCAAGGAGAUGAUCAAGGCCGGCAUGAACAUUGCGCGACUCAACUUCUCCCACGGCUCCCACGAGUACCACGCUGAGUCCAUCGCCAACGUCCGGGAGGCGGUGGAGAGCUUUGCAGCCUCCCCGCUCAGCUACCGACCGGUGGCCAUCGCUCUGGACACCAAAGGCCCAGAGAUCCGCACCGGGAUCCUGCAGGGGGGCCCCGAGGCGGAGGUGGAGCUGGUGAAGGGCUCGCAGGUGCUGGUGACCGUGGACCCGGCGUUCCGGACGCGGGGGGACGCGCACACCGUGUGGGUGGACUACCCCAACAUCGUCAGGGUCCUGCCGGUGGGGGGCCGCAUCUACAUCGACGACGGGCUCAUCUCCCUGACGGUCAAGAACAUCGGCCCGGCGGGGCUGGAGACCGAGGUGGAGAACGGGGGCGUCCUGGGCAGCCGCAAGGGCGUGAACCUGCCGGGCACCCAGGUGGACCUGCCCGGGCUGUCCGAGCAAGACUUCCGGGACCUGCGCUUCGGGGUGGAGCAUGGCGUAGACAUCGUCUUUGCCUCCUUUGUGCGGAAAGCCAGCGAUGUGGCUGCGGUGCGCGCUGCUCUGGGGCCUGAAGGACAGGCCAUCAAGAUCAUUAGCAAAAUCGAGAACCACGAAGGCGUGAAGAAGUUCGAUGAAAUCCUGGAAGUGAGCGAUGGCAUCAUGGUGGCGCGGGGUGACCUGGGCAUCGAGAUCCCAGCUGAGAAGGUUUUCCUGGCUCAGAAGAUGAUGAUUGGACGUUGCAACUUGGCGGGCAAACCAGUUGUCUGUGCCACACAGAUGCUGGAGAGCAUGAUUAGUAAGCCCCGGCCAACUCGGGCAGAGACGAGCGACGUGGCCAAUGCCGUGCUGGACGGCGCAGACUGCAUCAUGCUGUCGGGGGAGACGGCCAAGGGCAGCUUUCCGGUGGAGGCCGUGAAGAUGCAGCACGCGAUUGCCAGGGAGGCAGAAGCGGCAGUGUACCACCGGCAGCUGUUCGAGGAGCUGCGCCGGGCCGCACCACUGACCCGUGACCCCACUGAAGUCACUGCCGUUGGUGCUGUGGAGGCUUCCUUCAAGUGCUGUGCUGCUGCCAUCAUCGUGCUGACCAAAACCGGCCGCUCAGCCCAGCUUCUGUCUCGGUACCGACCUCGGGCAGCGGUCAUUGCUGUCACCCGCUCUGCCCAGGCUGCCCGCCAGGCCCACCUAUGCCGAGGAGUCUUCCCCUUGCUGUACCAUGAACCACCAGAGGCCGUCUGGGCAGAGGAUGUGGAUCGCCGGGUUCAAUUUGGCAUUGAAAGCGGAAAGCUCCGUGGCUUCCUCCAUGUUGGGGACCUGGUGAUUGUGGUGACAGGCUGGCGACCUGGGUCUGGCUAUACCAACAUCAUGCGAGUGCUAAACGUAUCCUGA
Molecule: messenger RNA, 1761 nt
Organism: Eptesicus fuscus (big brown bat)
Lineage: Eukaryota; Metazoa; Chordata; Mammalia; Chiroptera; Vespertilionidae
Gene: PKLR
Product: pyruvate kinase L/R
Exons: 11
Coding region: 31-1761 (576 amino acids)
Biological process (GO): glycolytic process; cellular response to insulin stimulus
Cellular component (GO): cytoplasm
Molecular function (GO): pyruvate kinase activity; magnesium ion binding; potassium ion binding
Source: RefSeq, a predicted model, not a curated record